Messenger RNA from Glarea lozoyensis ATCC 20868, 327 nucleotides. RefSeq lists its product as uncharacterized. The transcript has a single exon. The coding region runs from base 1 to 327 and encodes 108 amino acids. The record is from RefSeq and is a predicted model, not a curated record. Lineage: Eukaryota; Fungi; Ascomycota; Leotiomycetes; Helotiales; Helotiaceae.
AUGGAUUUACCACCAGUCUUUGAUCCAGUAGCAAAAGAGCUUCAGCUCCAAAAUCUCCAACGCCAGCUUGUAACACUCGAGAACGGAUUCACUAAAAAUAUGAAAGCUCUGUUUGAGUUCAAUAAAAACGAUCCUAAAGGCCUCCUGAAAACACCUGAGCAAAUUGGCAAGGAACUGAAAGACCGCAAGGAUGAGUUUUUCGGGAUUUGUUGGGACAAGAUUGACAAGGUGUGGAAGUGGGGUACUCUCGAGGAGAAGAAAGACCUUCAGAAGGCUAUGGAAGCACAUAUCGACGAGAGCGUGGAUGGUAUAGGACCGUGGUAUUGA